AUGGCUUCAAAUCCUCACACUGUUGAAGAGAUCUUCAAGGACUAUAGCACCCGAAGAAUCGUUGCUAUUCGCGCUCUCACUCAUGAUGUUGAUAAACUUUACGAGCUAUACGAUUCAGGAAAGGAUAACUUGUGCCUCUAUGGACAUUCAAAUAAGGUCUGGGAAGUAACUCUACCAUCAGAGGAAGUUCCAGCAAAUCUCCCUGAGCCAACUCUUGAAAUCAAUUUUGCAAGGGAUGACGUUAGCCGCAAGGAUUGGAUUUCUUUGGUUGCUAUGCAUAGGGAUUCGUGGUUGCUUUCUCUUGCCUUUUACUUUGGAUUUCAUCUUAAUCACAAUGAAAGGAAACGUUUAUUUGGUUUGAUCAACACUCUUUCCACCAUUUUUCAAUUUGUGACUAACAAUAAACCAAUUAAGGACAUGCCCACCAUAGUUAGCGGAAGCAAAUUUUGGGGAAGCACCGAGGUUGUUCCUGGUGUGGAGAUGAUGGGACAGAUGGUGAACCAGAAGCUGCAGUUUCUUUUGAUGAGGUAG
Messenger RNA from Glycine soja, 531 nucleotides. RefSeq names its product PHD finger protein ALFIN-LIKE 2-like. Gene Ontology annotation, biological process: regulation of DNA-templated transcription. Gene Ontology annotation, cellular component: nucleus. Gene Ontology annotation, molecular function: transcription cis-regulatory region binding; transcription coregulator activity; histone binding. The record is from RefSeq and is a predicted model, not a curated record. The transcript is spliced from 5 exons. Bases 1 to 531 code for a protein of 176 amino acids. NCBI's taxonomy places the organism in Eukaryota, Viridiplantae, Streptophyta, Magnoliopsida, Fabales, Fabaceae.